Mustela erminea (ermine) is the source of this 5886-nucleotide messenger RNA. RefSeq names its product speckle type BTB/POZ protein like (gene SPOPL). NCBI's taxonomy places the organism in Eukaryota, Metazoa, Chordata, Mammalia, Carnivora, Mustelidae. Gene Ontology annotation, cellular component: nucleus; cytoplasm. Gene Ontology annotation, biological process: regulation of proteolysis; proteasome-mediated ubiquitin-dependent protein catabolic process. Gene Ontology annotation, molecular function: ubiquitin protein ligase binding. The coding region runs from base 455 to 1708 and encodes 417 amino acids. The record is from RefSeq and is a predicted model, not a curated record. The transcript has 13 exons.
CCGCGCGCACGCGCCCUCGCUGGCUGGGGCUGGGGCUGGAGUCGCAACUCGGAAGCCGGAGCCCGGACGGGCCCGGGGCGGGGAAGGGGGGGCUGCGCGGGGGCGGGAGCAGCGGAGGCAGCCGCCCCUGGCGGCGGGUUUGUUUAUCCCGGGGAAGAAGUUUAGGAGCGGGAGACAGGGAAGGAAGGCGGGCCGGGGAGGAGGGAUGCGGCUCGGUGGAGGCGGCCGCCACAGGGACUCGCCGCCAUCACCUCCGCCGCCGCGGCCGCCGCAGCCGCCGCCUCAGCGGGAGAGAAGUCGCUGCCGGGACUGCGCGCCGCCGCCCCGCACGCCCGGGUGUUUAAAGGUAUACAUUUCCAUCUGAAUGCAUCCUUCAUUGUAUCCUAUAAAUCUUGUAAAGUAUUCAUCUGUGUGGGAUAUUGCAUAAAUCUUGGAAGACUGCAGUAAAGUGGCAAUGUCUCGGGAACCCAGCCCACCUCUCCCUGGAGAUAUGUCUACUGGUCCUAUAGCAGAAAGCUGGUGUUAUACACAGGUUAAAGUAGUAAAAUUUUCCUACAUGUGGACCAUUAAUAACUUCAGUUUUUGUCGAGAGGAAAUGGGUGAAGUGUUAAAAAGUUCAACAUUCUCAUCUAGCCCCAGUGACAAAAUGAAAUGGUGCCUGAGGGUAAAUCCAAAGGGAUUAGAUGAUGAAAGUAAAGACUACUUGUCCUUAUAUUUGCUUUUAGUCAGCUGCCCAAAAAGUGAAGUUCGAGCAAAAUUCAAAUUUUCCCUUCUAAACGCCAAAAGGGAAGAAACAAAAGCAAUGGAAAGCCAAAGAGCAUAUCGGUUUGUACAAGGGAAAGACUGGGGUUUUAAAAAAUUCAUUCGAAGGGAUUUUUUGCUUGACGAAGCUAAUGGUCUUUUACCAGACGACAAGCUUACAUUAUUUUGUGAGGUGAGUGUGGUCCAAGAUUCAGUAAAUAUAUCAGGACAUACUAAUACAAAUACUUUGAAGGUGCCUGAAUGUCGACUAGCAGAAGAUUUAGGUAAUCUCUGGGAAAACACAAGAUUUACAGAUUGCAGUUUUUUUGUGAGAGGACAAGAAUUUAAAGCUCAUAAGUCUGUACUUGCAGCUCGAUCCCCAGUUUUUAAUGCAAUGUUUGAACAUGAAAUGGAAGAAAGCAAAAAGAAUCGAGUGGAAAUAAAUGAUGUAGACCCUGAGGUUUUUAAAGAAAUGAUGAGAUUCAUUUACACAGGGAAAGCACCAAACCUUGACAAAAUGGCUGACAACUUGUUGGCAGCUGCAGACAAAUACGCACUGGAACGGCUGAAGGUCAUGUGUGAAGAAGCUUUGUGUAGUAACCUCUCAGUAGAAAAUGUUGCUGAUACCCUUGUCCUUGCAGAUUUGCACAGUGCAGAACAGUUGAAAGCACAAGCCAUAGACUUUAUUAAUAGGUGCAGUGUACUUCGACAGCUUGGGUGUAAAGAUGGGAAAAACUGGAACAGCAAAAUGAUUUGUCUAUGUUUUAUAAUUUUUCAAAAUCAAAGAAGCGUUGAUGGUGUAAAGAAUUUGUCCUGCUUUUGCCAAGCAGCGGACAUAAUGGAAACAUCGGGGUGGAAGUCCAUGAUUCAGUCUCACCCUCAUUUAGUAGCAGAAGCCUUCCGAGCACUAGCAUCUGCACAGUGUCCACAGUUUGGCAUUCCACGCAAACGGCUAAAACAGUCCUGAAAUCUUCCAUGAACUGUAGAAAAAUGGAAUUGACUUUUACUCCUCCAGGUCCAGAAGGAUUCUAAUAUACAAACCAUAAGCAAGAGUUGUUUCUGUUGUCUUGUCCACAGAACAGAAGCUGAAAAAGCAUAUUGCUUGCAUUUCAGGUGGAUAAUUUAUGGUUUAUUCUUCAGCUUUAAAUUAGACUGAUUAUACUCUAAUUCACUUCAAGGCCUUAAAUUAUCUUCAGUGACUUCUCUUGUUCAUAUAAUACUUUAAUUUUUUUAUUGUGCCUUGUCAUUUUGACUAAGGCUAUGCAGGAUUGCACUAGGUCCAUAAUGCAGUAAUAUUGAUAACUGAAGAUAUUAAGUUUCAAAAGGAUCUUCCAUUAGUUUGAGAAAAAAGCAAAAUGAAUUUUAUAGGGUUUGUCCUGUGCUGUCUCUAAGUUUAAAACUAGGUUCUUCUUAAAAGCACUUGAAUUGGAGAUUACUGAUAAUGUCUCCAGUCUAAGUUCUAUACAUAUAGGAGAACCUGCUUACCUUCAAGGUAAGUUACGGCAAUACACUGCUUCAAUUCUAAUUUAUUUUUCAUUUCAGGGGGCAAAUAUGCAAUGAGUUGGCCCAAAUUUUUAGUAAAAUUUGUGAUGUUUGUGUGUUGACUGUCCAACAAACUGAGAAAAGCAUAACAAACUUUUGCUUGUGUUUUUUGUGGAUUUAUUCAAGUUUACAAUGAUUGAGAACUGAUUGAGGUUAAGAUUUCAAUAAAAAGAAAGCAUGUUUUAUGCUGAAUUAAUUUUUUUAAUUUAUAGUGACAUACAUUUAUAUGAAGAAUUCUGUCCAUGUUGAAAGUAAGGAUGACCAAAUGUAAAUUUAAGGAGUGGGCCAAUUAAGAAAGAUAUAAUGCACUUUUAAUGUGUAACUUUUGUAUGCUAAAUGGUACAUAUAUUUUUUUUGUUUUGUUUUUGAGGGAAUUAAUAAGGUAUAAUUAAUUGUGUCUUAACUUUUGAAAGAAUUUUUUAAGACCAAUGGAGGCAAUUGGGAUGUUUGUGAUAAUAGAUAAGAACGAUAGCCUUGAUUGUAGUUAAAUUGGUUUAAAUUUCAGAUAUUUAUUAUUGAAUUUAUUCCUGUCUUAUCACACUUUGGAGAAGGCAACUGAAUAAACAAAUCCUGGAUACUCUACUCUCCUCCUGAAAACAGUGAACUUAUAUUAUUUGCAGACUAAAGGAGAGAGCCCUUAGAAAUAUGUCAGGCCACACUCUGAACCUUUUUUCCCCCCUAGCUUUCUCCUUUCUGUUUCAGUUACUGUACUAACAUUGUGGAUGAUAUUGAAAUUCUGCAUAAUGUGAACAGGAUAAACUAUUUAUAAACUGCUUUUCAUGGGCCAGUUCUUUAUUAUAAAUGAAUUUAGCUUUAAACACAUACACAUGUUCAGUGUUUGGAUAGCUCUGUUCACAGUGGAGUCUGUUCUGGUGCAUUAUCCCAGAGAAGUAGGAGUGAUCAGUGGCAAGUCACUGCAUCUGAUUUUCUGUGAUAGUGACAGUAUGCUUCGUAGGCAAGAUUUAUACUUGACCACAAGGGAAAAAGUGUCACUGGAAAAAAAAAACACAUAUACUUAUAUAUUCACGUACAUACUUUAUUCCCCCAAUUAAAAUUUGUAUGCUAUGUUUAAUUUUUGAAUUUAGGAUAAAAGGAGGAAAAUGAAGCCUGAGGAUUUAAAAUAGAUUUCGUUUUUGUUAUCUCUUUGUUAGGUAGUCACUGAAGCAAUUUUAAUAUAUAAAGAGUGAUUCAUACUUACAUUAAGCAAGCACUGUCAAAUAAGCAUUUAUUAAUCCACAACAAACUGUAGUUUGAAAAGAUCAUAUUUUCAGAUAGCUUCAUUUCUUUCUGUGUAGUUUAAUGGGAAUCUUUCUUAUGUUAACUUAUAUUUGAAAUUGGAAAAAUCCCUUGGGAUAGAAGGAUUCUUACAUGUUAUUGGACUCCAUCCUGUGUAAGAAUACUAUAGGGAGUAGAACCUCGCUUCCUUAACCAGAUUGAAUCUAUUAAAUUUACAAUGUACAAAUUUUAUACACACACAUACAUAUACAUGUUAAGAUUUUAAUAUUUUUCCAAGGUCUUAAAACAAAAUUCCUCAGGCUCUAGAACCUUGUUUUCAAAAAAAAGUACUGGUGUGUCCAUUUAUAUAUAAUAUGCACAGGCUCAUUGUGAAUUAAUUCAAUACUUAUAUGUACAUUUCUAACGAUAGUGACUUCAGUAAUAACACCCAUAUAAUGAACACUGCAGCUUGCUCCUACCUACUUACUUUAGUGUUUAUUGCAGAUCUUAAGGGUUUUAUUAUAAAGUUGUUUUUUGGUUUUGUUCUAAGUUUGGUAGCACAUUUUGUACCAAAAAUGUCAAACACUGUGCUGUGAGGAGAUACACGUUUGUAGAAAUGUCCACUUUUCAGAUUAUAUAAUGCCUACCAUUAUACUAACAGAAUCAUAUCAUAGUUGAUUUAUUUUUUUUAUUUAUUAUGGGGGAUUUUUUUUUUUUUUUUUUGGUAUUGUGGGUUUUUGAGGCAAUGGAAAAAAAAAGUGUAUUCUGAUGUGAGUGCUCUAAUAGCCUUUUUAUUUUUUCAUUUUGAAACUACACACAUUGUUUUCAUUAGGGACAGAAUCUGUCUGUCCUGAACAAUUUUGCCUUUUAUUAGCCUGCUCUUGUUUCCCUUUUGUCACCUAAACAGAGCUUUCCUUAGAAAAGUAGUGACUGGUUUUAAAUGUUGUUACAGGUUAUCAAAGUAACCAUUGGAGAGGUGUUCAUUAGCUUGAGAUACAGAAAUACUGUAUUUGUGCCUUUUUUGUUUUUAAAUUUUAACAUACAUUGGUAUUUAGAGCACAAAUAUGAAGGUGCCAUAAUGUUAUGGCUUGCCAUUGUUACCUCCUUGAAUAUUCAUGUGUCAUUGUCUUGAAAUAGUAAUUGGAGAACCAUGCAUGUAUUAUGUCAUCUGGGUGGGUGUGUGUGUGUGUGUGUGUGUGUGUGUGUGUGUGUGUACACGUACUUGUGUUUGCUUGGACUUGCGUGUGGUAUGUUCAGAAGAGUGAAUUUCUGAAAAUAGGACUCAGUUAAAUGUUGAAAAUUCAGGUUAGUUGAAAUAUUUCAUUAAAUGAGCUUUAUUUGGGGGGGCAGUUGAUAGAAAAUUAUAGUUUUCAAAAAUGUGACCAUUUACUGCAUGAUGAAAUGUGAAAACAGUGCCUUUUUAGGACAUCAAGUUUAAAGUUAAGUUUUAAAAUAUUCACAAAGAUAUCUUAAAAACUUGUCAUGAACAUUAUUAGCUUAUUUUUAAACUAGACCUAAGUUAGAAUUUAAAUUGCCAAAAGCAUAAUUACUGAUUUAUUUUCCCAUUUAAGUUCUGUGCAGAAAUGUAAAACCUAAGUAAAAGUUUUUAUAAAAAUGUGGCUCAUACAUGCUACCCAGUGUUACUAAAUUAGAACACUAGAGACUUCAGUAAAUUGUUUUGUUAAAAUCCAACUCAACAAGCUUUCUUCCUAGCAAGGUAUUUGAAAGAUGAAUUAUUCUGACGUGGACAUUCUUGCUCUUUGAUGGAUAAAAUAAAAAUAUUCAGUGUAUUCUUGCAAAAGGAGGUGGAUGAGUGGGCUUUACUGUUUUUAGAUUAUAAAAACAGCACUUUCAGCACAUAAGAGUAUUUUUUUUGUAAACCUCUUUUAUACAAAUUAUGAGCUCUACUUUAAGUGUUCAUGGGAUGAUGUCAAUUUUAGAUCUAGUUGAACAAAUAUUGAGUGCCUAUCAUAUGCAAGACUCCUCUUCACUAGGAAUGAAAUCACCACACCGUGUCUUCUGUUUGCAGUAUGUGGACUUUAUGUUUAAAAAGAAAUUCUUAUAUUUAAAUCUUUUUCUGUUUGUUAGAGUUUAUCGUUGUAUACUGUAACCCAGUUAAUUUCACAUCCAGUUUUUUAGAAUGAAGAUAAAACUUAAGUGAGUCCCAUUUUUGAAAAUAAAAUUCUGCUAAAAUUAUUUAAAAAUUAAUUCUGGGGGAAAUUGAUUUUCAAGAUUCAAAUGUGUAAAGACUUAUAUGAACUUUUCAGCCUCAUUUUUAAUCAGCUGAUGUUAAUGAUGAGAUACAUACUUUUUGUAUCUUGUUGCUGAAAAUAUUUUUUGCAUUUCAGCACGUUGAGUUAAAAUAAAGUUGUUACUACUUAUUCAGAA